Messenger RNA from Letharia lupina, 477 nucleotides. RefSeq lists its product as uncharacterized. The transcript has a single exon. The record is from RefSeq and is a predicted model, not a curated record. Lineage: Eukaryota; Fungi; Ascomycota; Lecanoromycetes; Lecanorales; Parmeliaceae. Bases 1 to 477 code for a protein of 158 amino acids.
AUGUACGAACCUCAUCGCCCAUUAGAACAACGUUCAAAGGGACAAGAGCGACAGAAGCAGAAGGGAAAAUGGUGGUCUCAUCCAAAUGAGCGGGAAGAACAGGAACGAAAACAGGCACGGCAGCCGGUCGAACAUACAGAUGAUGUAUACGAUGUCAUCGACGAGGAGACGGAGCGUUCAAACACCAACUACCCAAAGGCCAAAGCUAAGCCAAAAAUGCCUGGCGCCGCCGCAGAGGAAAAGCCGAGUCGUCAUUGGCCAAGAAUAUCAGUCACCAAUAUGAAAUCGACUGGAGAAUACUCUAAGCCAAGCACAGUGGAGGGUAAGGACAUGCGCGCGGAAGGCAAACAAUUCCUACGAAAGGUCAAGUCUGCUGUAAAUCUUUUUGGAGAAGAAACGGCUGCGAGCUCGGCUGAGACUGCCCCUGAAGUCCCUCGCAUUCCUACGUCAAGCAAAAACCCUCCAAAAUAUCUUUAG